Messenger RNA from Lotus japonicus, 1484 nucleotides. Its product is annotated as serine/arginine-rich splicing factor RS31-like. NCBI's taxonomy places the organism in Eukaryota, Viridiplantae, Streptophyta, Magnoliopsida, Fabales, Fabaceae. The coding region runs from base 397 to 1167 and encodes 256 amino acids. Gene Ontology annotation, molecular function: RNA binding. Gene Ontology annotation, cellular component: nuclear speck. Gene Ontology annotation, biological process: mRNA splicing, via spliceosome. The transcript has 5 exons. The record is from RefSeq and is a predicted model, not a curated record.
CUUCUUAUUUUUUCGUUAGGGUUUAGGGUUAUGUAAACUGAAACUGAAUCUAAUUAUCCUGAUAAAAAAAAAGUGUAUGUAUUGAUUUCACUUAUACUAACGGAAAUUAUGCUUUGCUGUGGCUCUAUUUUGUUUUUUUGGAAGGAAACCUUCCCGCUUCUGUGCUUGUUCGUUCUCCCUUCCACCCUCAGAUAGCAUCAUCAUCAUCAUCUACAUUUUCUCACCUGAACAUCUGUUACUCACUCACUUCAUGGCAUGCCCUUUUCCAUCAGAAUGCUCAUAGUGGAAUCAUCAAUCAAAUUAAUAAACCAUGCUUAGAGGAUCAGUGAAAUUCUGUCAUGCCAUGCCUAAUGCCUUGUAUUACUCAAACCACUCCUGCUGUCUGAAUGGAGAAGCAUGCUUGGCUAUGGCAUUCACAAUCUCAGAUCUCAAUUUUGGAUUAAAACCCUUAAAUUGCAAUCAUCGUUUUCUUCCUCAUUCAACGCCUCUAAAGCUUCAUGUGCAUCAGCCCUCACAUAUAAUGCAGGUUUUGCAUUUGUUUAUUUUGAGGAAGAGCGAGAUGCUGAGGAUGCAAUUCGUGCACUUGACAAUUUUCCAUUUGGAUAUGAAAAGCGAAGGCUUUCAGUGGAGUGGGCUAGGGGUGAACGUGGCCGUGGUCGAGAUGGCCCAAGGACAAACCAGAAGCCUACAAAGACCUUAUUUGUGAUUAAUUUUGACCCAAUUCGUACUAGAGUCCAAGAUAUCGAAAGACACUUCGAGCCUUAUGGGAAGGUUGUUCAUGUUCGAAUUCGUAGGAACUUUGCAUUUGUGCAAUUUGAAACACAAGAAGAUGCUACUAAAGCUCUCGAGUGUACUCAUAUGAGUAAGGUACUGGACAGAGUGGUCUCUGUGGAGUAUUCUCUCAGGGAUGAUGAUGAGAAGGGUGACAGAUAUAACAGUCCUAGAAGAGGAGGGGGUUAUGGAAGAUCGCGCAGUCCAGUUUAUCGUAGGCGAUCUAGCCCUGACUAUGGACGUCCACGCAGCCCUGUGUAUGACAGGUACAAUGGACCGGGCUAUGACAAACGCAGGAGCCCUGAUUAUGGUAGGCCUAGGAGCCCUGAUCUUGGCAGGCACAGGAGUCCUGAAUAUGGUAGAUAUCGCAGUCGCUCACCGAUCCGGAGGCCAUGAACUUAAAAGCAAUGCUUGGUUUUAGGGUGUGAAGCAGGUUGCAUUGGCAUCAUGUUGCUUUUUGGGAUAUGGAAUGAUUUCUAUUCACAUUUUAAUUAUUGUUUUCUUUCUAGCUCUGAAGUUGGAUGUUUAAUGUCAGAAUCGUUAGUAUCUGUGGACUAUGGUAUAGACAUUAUGUCUUGAUAUGGUUAGAUUUUAUUUUUCUGACUCUACUACUAUUCUGAAAGUGAAGUGAUUGAAUUUUGGUCAUGCGAGUAACCAUAACCAAAGAUUUGUAGUUUUGAAGGUUAAAUAUUAAUGUACAAAAGGUUAUGAUC